AUGCAUGCUGCAAAUGUCGAAAAGGUGAUUCUUCCCCUGCCGGGCACAGACGAACCGCCAGCAGAACAAACUCAGAACCCCGAAGCUAUACGAUACGACGUCUUCAAGACCCCGCGGGAACUGGGACUGGAUGAAAAUGCCGUGAUCCAUGUCAAGGAGUUGAGCAAAACGCUCGGGCAAAGGAAAAAGACCAUCAAGGACCUACUUCUGGCGCAGCCCGCAAACGCCGAAUCCCCCGAGAUUCUCCAUCUCGAGGUGCACAGCAACCUUGGUCAGGAGAUGUUGCUGAACGUGAGGAGGAUGGACUCGCGCGAUCCGACAGGAUUCAAGAUUCCCAUACGACGGCUCGGUCCUCACACGUUUGCCAAGUUUUACACCAAGGAUGAUGUGCAAGAUAUUGUCGUGGCUCUGCGGAGGAACUCGACGCGCCGGAUCAAUUUCUAUACAUCUACUCUGCUGCAGAGAACCUUCCCGAUCUCCUGGCCCCGCGCGGAGCUGGGAUGA
Messenger RNA from Parascedosporium putredinis, 504 nucleotides. The record is from the annotation of a GenBank genome assembly. NCBI's taxonomy places the organism in Eukaryota, Fungi, Ascomycota, Sordariomycetes, Microascales, Microascaceae.